AUGAGAAGGUAUGUACCGGUGUAAAGUGCAGAUGAAGAUUCUACUAUAUAACCUAAAGCUGUCAAGCAGUUAGAUAUCUAUGAUAAAAUCGAGUAAUGGGGAGAGUGGCUAUGGGUUAAAGCCUAAGCUGUGAUGUGGAUUUCAGCGGCGAUUGGAAUAGUAUAUUAUUCAAACUUUUUUAAAUAAUUGUUUCACAAUGAAAAUAUCAAUGAAUUAUUUCUCACAAUUGCAUUAUUAUUUAUUGGCAUGAGCAUAAGUUUAUCAUUAUAUGUUGCAUUUUAUGUGCCUUUCAUAAAAGGAGUGACCGAGGAUAUCGAAAUCUAUAACCCAAAGGCUAUACAAUUAGGUGCCUUUGCUGGAUUUAUGAGUUUCUUAACUCUAACAAUUGCUAUUUGGCCUGUGUUUGGAUGGUGGAGUUUCCCUAUGUUAUUUGCUAUGUUCUUGGGCUUCAUAAGCACAGGACACUUCUUGCCAAAUCAUUAGCUAAGUGGUCUCCUUUUUGGAGCAAUUUUUAUUGGAGCCUUCUUCUCACAUUAUUUUAUUGAUCAUGAUGGUUAUAUGCAUUGA
Molecule: messenger RNA, 567 nt
Organism: Paramecium tetraurelia
Lineage: Eukaryota; Ciliophora; Oligohymenophorea; Peniculida; Parameciidae
Exons: 3
Source: RefSeq, a predicted model, not a curated record